AUGUACUUGAUGCCGGAGAGUAAACGCUUUCCCCUGUAUAACUUCAAGGUUGGACUCGUGGACGCUUUAAUGUUGCCUCCAAAGGCUGUCGUUCAAGGAUCCAUGGCCUCGCAGCUGCAGGAGGUGGAACGUCGUUCUGAUAACAGCGACAUGGAUGAAGGCGCCCAGCCGUUGCCGGAGCUCCAAACCCCUCCCGGCCAAGGCGUCUUGGACACCGAGACGAGACGUCUCAUCGGCCGCUUCCUCCGUGACUUUACCGGGCUGUCCACUGCUGCUUGGAUCCAAAGCAAAGCCCAGUCGACAAUGAAGAGGGUCGUGACGAGACUGGUGGACAAGCACAGGAUCUUAUUCAAUAGAUCCAUGGCCUCGCAGCUGCAGGAGGUGGAACGUCGUUCUGAUAACAGCGACAUGGAUGAAGGCGCCCAGCCGUUGCCGGAGCUCCAAACCCCUCCCGGCCAAGGCGUCUUGGACACCGAGACGAGACGUCUCAUCGGCCGCUUCCUCCGUGACUUUACCGGGCUGUCCACUGCUGCUUGGAUCCAAAGCAAAGCCCAGUCGACAAUGAAGAGGGUCGUGACGAGACUGGUGGACAAGCACAGGAUCUUAUUCAAUAACAUGGUCAACGAACUGUCACUGGACCAAAGAGGGCUCGACAGGUCCUUUGUCAGCCAGGUGGCCCAAACGGAAUUCGCCAAUGGGAACAUUAACUGGGGUCGCAUCGCCAGCCUGUUGGCCUUCUGUGCCGUGCUGUCUCAAGCCUUGAAAGAAAAUCAGCAGGAGAGGUGCGUGGAACUGGUGGCCCAGGAGGUCUCGACCUACUUGCUGUCACACCAGCGCACCUGGCUAGUGCAGCACAACGGUUGGGAUGGAUUUGCAGAAUUCUUCAAGGAAGACGACCUGGAGUCUACAGUGAGGAAUGGCCUCUUCGCCUUUGUUGGUUUGGUCAGCGUCACUGCAGCGCUACGCUGUCUGAUUCGAUGAACACAAUGGACAUUUGAGAUGCGACAUUGCACUUUUGUUUACCUGGUCAAGCACACAUUUCUGUUUGUGGUGACUUUAUUAAGUGCACUUUUUUUCUCAGGAAAAUGUAAAAAUGUUCAGAAAUGACUUAGAAACACCUUGUUCGUACUUCUGUGUUUUAUUUAAAUAGGCUAAGGUUCCAUUACUCAUUUAUUGUUCAGUCCAAUUUAUUGUGAUUGUACAAGUGCCAGUUCUUUCGGGUCAAAUAAUUCGCUUCAAGUCAACAUAUUAAAAAAUGAAUUGUUUUGGUGGAGAAAAUCUUGUAAAAGCAGAAGAUUGCGUCCACUGAGUCACUGCUUAUUCUAGUCCAAAUGUGUUUUUUAAAAUUGUUAUCAAACUUUUAAAACGCCAUUUUUUAAUAUUCAAACACAUUUGUACUAAAACAAACUUGAGAUGUCAGUUGCCUUUUGUUUUUGAUUCACAAAAUAUUUUCUAAACACUUACAUGAAACAUGCAACUUGAAAUUUACCAUAUUUUACUACUGUAUUUUUGUACCCUUAUUUUUUUUUUAAGAUAAAUAAACCAUUUACUUGAAAUGAC
Messenger RNA from Hippocampus comes (tiger tail seahorse), 1560 nucleotides. RefSeq names its product induced myeloid leukemia cell differentiation protein Mcl-1-like. NCBI's taxonomy places the organism in Eukaryota, Metazoa, Chordata, Actinopteri, Syngnathiformes, Syngnathidae. Gene Ontology annotation, molecular function: channel activity; BH domain binding. The transcript has 4 exons. Gene Ontology annotation, cellular component: mitochondrial outer membrane. The record is from RefSeq and is a predicted model, not a curated record. The coding region runs from base 1 to 981 and encodes 326 amino acids. Gene Ontology annotation, biological process: intrinsic apoptotic signaling pathway in response to DNA damage; regulation of apoptotic process; mitochondrial fusion.